Molecule: messenger RNA, 1683 nt
Organism: Ceraceosorus guamensis
Lineage: Eukaryota; Fungi; Basidiomycota; Exobasidiomycetes; Ceraceosorales; Ceraceosoraceae
Product: putative high-affinity glucose transporter
Exons: 5
Coding region: 1-1683 (560 amino acids)
Biological process (GO): transmembrane transport; carbohydrate transport
Cellular component (GO): membrane
Molecular function (GO): carbohydrate:proton symporter activity
Source: RefSeq, a predicted model, not a curated record
AUGACGCCAAAGAUCCGCAGCCCUUACGCAAUCGCCGCCUUUGCUUGCAUUGGCGGCAUUCUCUUUGGAUUCGACAUUGCGUCCAUGAGCGCUAUCCUCGUCACUGAGAACUACAAGGUCUACUUUCACGGUGACAGUGCCGUCAACCCCAGCUUGAAGCCUGGUCAGGAAGGAUGGCUCAUCUCCGAAGGUCCUAACGCUACUCUGCAAGGCGGCAUCACUGCCGCCAUGCCAGGAGGAAGUCUCAUCGGCGCCCUCUCCGCCGGUGCUCUCGCCGACCGAUUCGGAAGGCGUGCUGCUCUCUUCAUUGCCUGCUGCUUCUGGCUCGUAGGCUCUAUUCUCAGCUGCGCAGCUCAAAACAUUGGUAUGCUCGUCGUCGGUCGCUUCAUCAAUGGUAUCUGCGUCGGUAUCGCCUCUGCAACGGUCCCCUUCUACCUCGCCGAGCUGUCUCCUUCCCACAUUCGCGGUCGCGUCGUCUCGGCACAGCAAUGGGCCAUCACUUGGGGCAUCAUGGUGUUCUACUACAUCAGUCUUGGAUGCUCUUACGCCGCAGACCAAGACGGUCGCAACACGAUCACAUGGAGACUUCCCUGGGGACUUCAAAUGAUCCCCGCCAUCUUCAUCAUGGGCAUGCUCCCUCUUCUACCCGAAAGCCCUCGUUAUCUGGCCAAGAACGCUCGCUACCAAGACGCCUUGGACGUUCUCGCUCUUGUGCACGCCAAUGGCGAUGCUAGCGACCCCAAGGUCCUGGCCGAGUUUGAGCUCAUCAAGGAGAACAUGCAGCUCGAGAGCGGUGAAGGCACGGGCUACCUCGACCUCUUCCGCGGACGUCAACUUUACCGUACCCAUCUCGUCUUCUUCACCCAAGUCUGGAGUCAAUUGACCGGCAUGAACGUCAUGAUGUACUACAUUGGAUACGUCUUCCAAAUGGCCGGCAUCUCCGAUACAGAGUCCAACACCAAGUCAUCGAGCAUCCAGUACGCCAUCAACGUCGUCAUGACCGUGCCCGCACUCAUCUACCUCGACCGUUGGGGUCGUCGUCCCACGCUCCUCAUCGGAGCCGCGCUCAUGGGUGCCUGCAUGCUCAUCAACGGCAUCAUCCUCGCCACUUGCGGUGGACCAGUCGACCGUUCCCUCGCAAUCAACGCCGACCUUCCCGACACUGUCAGCUGGAGACUGCCGGCUGGAGGCGCGUCAGGAAGAGCGAUGAUCGCAUUCACCUACCUCUUUGUCGCCUCCUACGCUCCAACCUGGGGACCCGUCUCUUGGGUCUACCCCUCCGAGGUUCCCGUCCAACGUCUGAGGGCCAAGUCCGGCUCCAUAUCUGCCGCAGGAAACUGGAUGUUCAACUUUGCUUUGAGCUACUUCGUCCCACCAGCCUUCAGGAAUUUGCGGGCAAUGGGCGCCUACUUCCUCUUCUUUGCCUUCAACGUGAUGAUGUUCAUUCACGUCUUUUUGGCAUUCCCCGAGACAAAGGGAAAGACACUGGAGGAAAUCGCAGCGAUAUUCGAGUCCAACGUUCCAGCCUGGCGAAGCUCCCAAGUGCUCAACGACGUUCACAGAGCCGACGAUCUCGCUCAGGCGGUUGCCCGUGGAGACCUCACCGUCGACGCUGGUAAGGCACCCAAUGCCGGUCCUCAGACUCCCGAGUCUCCGGGCUCGGAGAAAAAAGAACUUGCAUAA